AUGAUGCACUGGACAACAGUUCUCGAAAAUCAAACUCGAAAAAGAAACCCGUUGAAGAGCAAGAAAUUGCAGACAAACAACGUGCAGAACUAGAACUGCUCAUGGACGAUACCGACGAAGAUAACUUUGAAAUUAACGCCAAUGAUCCGAGAUUUGCUGCUUUACUCGAGAACCAUCAUUUUGCGAUAGAUCCUACAAAUCCUCAUUUUAAGAAGACUAAAGCUAUGCAAAAGUUACUGGAAGAACGGCAGCGGCGACAGGUUCUUGCCGAUAGUGAGGAGAUACGAGAUCAAGAAUCUUGGAAUACUUCUUCCAACACAUUUAAAGACGCUAGCCUGUCAUCUUUAGUGAAUUCUGUAAAACGAAAAACGGCAGUCAUUUCAGAGAAAAAUCGUCGCGCUAAGCCUGAAUUUUUAAUCGAUUAA
This is a messenger RNA of Paraglomus occultum, 425 nucleotides long. The record is from the annotation of a GenBank genome assembly. NCBI's taxonomy places the organism in Eukaryota, Fungi, Glomeromycota, Glomeromycetes, Paraglomerales, Paraglomeraceae.